Messenger RNA from Rhizoctonia solani, 960 nucleotides. RefSeq names its product Retrotransposon-derived protein PEG10. The transcript has a single exon. Lineage: Eukaryota; Fungi; Basidiomycota; Agaricomycetes; Cantharellales; Ceratobasidiaceae. The record is from RefSeq and is a predicted model, not a curated record. The coding region runs from base 1 to 960 and encodes 319 amino acids.
AUGGCAACCCGUUCCCGGAGCUCCGCUUGUCCCCAAUCCCCUCUCAAUCAAGGAGAGCUGGGACCCACUCUUCCGGCAACCGCUGUUGAGCCAACAGACCUCAAACCAGAGGUCUAUGGGGAAGUCUCCCUCAGCCAAGCAAUCUCCCUUAUCCUGGGAUUGCAAAACCAAGUCCUCCGGCUCGAGCGGGAACUCAAGGAAACCAAGGAAGCAGCAAAGGAAGCCCAAGACUGGAUGGGAGCAGUUGACCAAGCCCUCACUCGCAUUGAGGCUAGGGGUGGAGCCCUGCACACACCAGAAGACCGGAAACCUCCGGCAGUUGAGGCCACGCCCAGGCCCUUAUCAAAAACCAACCCUCUUCCAGCGCCUAGUGCGCCCCUCAUCACCUGGGCCAACCCUACCAGAGCUCCCCCCGCCUUUGCUCAGCCUACUCCAGUCCAGGCCUCCCCAAGAAGCUAUACUCCCCCUCCGCCUUUGCCUAUCCAACUCCGUUCCCCUCAAGUCCCACAACCAGCGGUCCCUGUAGCCGCUUAUCAAGCCCCAGUUAAGGUGGACCACCCUGACGCCUAUAUGGGGAAGAUAGGGAACAAAGCCCGCCAGUGGCUCACACGGAUGCUGGCAUGGGUACGUCUAAACCAACGGAUGUUCCCCACGGAUCAGGAGGUCCUGUCAUUCCUCCUGAUGAACAUGAAGGACGUAGCAGGUGCCUGGGCUCACCCCCAUCUCAAUCAACUUGGGUCCCACAGGGCCCUUAUCCAAACAGUUGACAAAUUCAGAACGGAGUUCUUGGCUGCAUUUGGAAACCCAGAUGCCACGCAAGCCGCUGAGCAGCAAAUUACACAACUUACUCAGACAGGAACCUGUGCUGAGUAUAUCACAAAGUUUAGGACCAUUGCCAUGGACCUAGACUGGAACAACACCGCCCUUUGUGGGCAAUUCGCACGCAGCCUCCUGUUGUAG